Messenger RNA from Cynara cardunculus var. scolymus (artichoke), 850 nucleotides. RefSeq names its product 60S ribosomal protein L17-2-like. Gene Ontology annotation, cellular component: cytosolic large ribosomal subunit; ribosome. The transcript has 7 exons. Lineage: Eukaryota; Viridiplantae; Streptophyta; Magnoliopsida; Asterales; Asteraceae. Gene Ontology annotation, biological process: cytoplasmic translation. The record is from RefSeq and is a predicted model, not a curated record. Gene Ontology annotation, molecular function: structural constituent of ribosome. Bases 137 to 655 code for a protein of 172 amino acids.
UAAAGCCCAACCCAAAUCCGAAGCAAGUAAACCCACGGCAGCAGUUAUAGUCAGAAACCCUAGGCCCUCAAUUUGGAUACCCUGUGGGUUGGCACACAAUUCAUCGACAUUUUGCACCGGCGAACCAGUUGCUGCCAUGGUGAAGUACUCAAAGGAACCGGACAACCCCACGAAAUCUUGCAAAGCUAGGGGAUCAGAUCUCAGGUGUCAUUUCAAGAACACCAGAGAAACUGCCCAUGCUAUACGUAAGUUGCCUUUAAUUAAGGCUAAAAGAUACUUGGAGGAUGUUCUUGUCCAUAAGCAAGCUAUCCCCUUCACACGCUUCUGUCGUGGAGUUGGACGUACUGCACAGGCAAAGAAUCGUCAUUCAAAUGGACAAGGACGUUGGCCUGCUAAAUCUGCAAAGUUUAUCCUGGACUUGCUCAAGAAUGCCGAGAGCAAUGCAGAAGUUAAGGGGUUGGAUGUGGAUGCACUUCACAUCUCUCACAUUCAGGUGAAUCAAGCACGGAAACAGAGACGUCGUACAUAUCGUGCUCAUGGAAGAAUCAACCCUUACAUGUCUUCUCCUUGUCACAUUGAGCUCACCUUGUCUGAAAAGGAAGAACCUGUUAAGAAAGAGGCCGAGAGUCAAUUGGCUGCAAGAAAGAGCAAUUAGAACGUAAUCAUAUAACUCGGGUGGAUCGACAUAAGUUGGUACUAGGAAGAAAGGGUUUUAUUUUUGAUCUAAUGGUUAUUUGGAAAAGAUGCGUUUCUAUUUUUUAAAGAUUCAUUGUUUGAUUACAAGAUUCUGAAUACUUGAUGAAUUUUCAAUUCUUAGUUAUUUAUAAAAUUAUUUUUGAGGGUUUCAUUA